AUGGAGGAGAGGGAUGGCAAGGAGGGGGGGCAAAAUGGGCCGUAUAAGGGGUCAUCAACGAUGAUUGUAGGGGAUGGAGAGGAGGGGUGGUCAUUAACCACAACCUCAACCAUAGGGGGGGCUAGGAGGGGAAAGAGUAGGGUCACUAACUCAAGGGUAAGGGCCGGGGAAGGGGGAGGGGUUGUCAAUAGGAAGGAGCAAGGAGGAAUCCCUCUUCACUCUCCUCUUUCUUUGGCGUAUGAUGCUGCUGGGUCACCUGAGGAAGAUCUUAGUCCGGUUGAGUUAGAGGUGCAAGAAUGCAGUAGGACCAGCGAAGAUCGUGAAAUUAAGGAUAAACUCAUGCGUAAAUAUAGUGGUUACAUUAGCUCCCUGAAGCAUGAAUUUUCGAAAAAGAAGAAGAAAGGAAAGCUGCCCAGAGAAGCAAGGCAAAUGCUGCUUGAUUGGUGGACCAUUCACUACAAAUGGCCAUACCCAACUGAGGCAGACAAGGUUGAGCUGGCCGAAUCAACGGGUUUGGAUCAAAAACAAAUAAACAACUGGUUCAUAAAUCAGCGGAAGCGCCAUUGGAAACCGUCGGAGAACAUGCAAUUCACUGUUAUGGACAGUAUUUAUGGACCAUUUUUCUGA
Molecule: messenger RNA, 627 nt
Organism: Ilex paraguariensis (yerba mate)
Lineage: Eukaryota; Viridiplantae; Streptophyta; Magnoliopsida; Aquifoliales; Aquifoliaceae
Source: the annotation of a GenBank genome assembly